Acipenser ruthenus (sterlet) is the source of this 5648-nucleotide messenger RNA. RefSeq names its product paired box protein Pax-9-like. NCBI's taxonomy places the organism in Eukaryota, Metazoa, Chordata, Actinopteri, Acipenseriformes, Acipenseridae. The record is from RefSeq and is a predicted model, not a curated record. Gene Ontology annotation, molecular function: DNA-binding transcription factor activity, RNA polymerase II-specific; RNA polymerase II cis-regulatory region sequence-specific DNA binding. Gene Ontology annotation, biological process: anatomical structure development; regulation of transcription by RNA polymerase II. Bases 155 to 1186 code for a protein of 343 amino acids. The transcript has 4 exons.
AUCAGGAAACAGAUCCUGAUUUUACCCCUCAUGCUACGAUCUUUAUUACUCGUACAGCGGAUAACGUACUUUCUCCCUACACUUUCAUUUGCACCCUGGAGAGAAGGAGUUCUGGAAACUGCACCACUUUGUCAUUAUUGGUGUACUAAACGCAAUGGAGCCCGCCUUUGGGGAGGUGAAUCAGCUAGGAGGUGUUUUUGUCAAUGGCAGACCCCUACCCAAUGCCAUCCGGUUGAGGAUUGUUGAACUUGCACAGUUGGGCAUCAGACCUUGUGACAUCAGUAGACAACUGCGGGUUUCCCAUGGUUGUGUGAGCAAGAUUCUGGCCCGCUACAACGAAACUGGUUCCAUCUUACCUGGAGCCAUCGGAGGCAGUAAGCCCAGGGUGACGACCCCGACCGUGGUCAAACAUAUCCGGACAUACAAGCAAAGGGACCCCGGUAUCUUCGCUUGGGAGAUCCGGGACCGACUUUUGGCUGACGGUGUGUGCGAUAAAUUCAACCUCCCCUCAGUAAGCUCCAUCAGUCGGAUCCUUCGCAACAAGAUCGGGAAUCUGUCCCAGCAGAAUAAUUACGAAUCAAACAAGGCGGUGCACCACCCUCCACCUCAACCUAGUCACCCGUACAAUCAUAUCUACUCAUACCCAAGUCCCAUCGCUGCAGCUGGUGCUAAAGUGCCAACUCCCCCCGGGGUACCAGCCAUUCCAGGACACAUGGCUAUGCACAGGAUUUGGCCUUCAUCACAUUCUGUUACCGAUAUUCUGGGCAUCAGAUCAAUAACAGAGCAACAAAUUAGUGACAGUUCUUCCUAUCCCAGCGCCAAAGUAGAAGACUGGAGCACACUUAACAGAAGUAAUUUUCAUCCUUCAACCUCACCUGUAGUCAAUGGCAUGGAUAAAGCCCAGUUAGAACAAGAAGCCAAACAUGCACAGACGCUGAAUGGAUUGCCCACAGUGAACAGCUUUGUCUCGGCACCCAGCAUGGCGCCCUACCACCCACCAACCCAAGUGUCACCCUACAUGGCGUACAGCGCCACCACGUCGGGCUAUGUGACAGGUCACACAUGGCAGCACCCCAGUGGCAGUGCUCUCUCUCCCCACAGCUGUGACAUCCCAGCAUCACUGCGCUUCAAAAGCAUGCUGACAGCCAGAGAAGGUAGCCACCCUGUCACUGCCUCAGUUCUCUAACACACAUUCCCCACUCAAAACAACUUUGGGGGGCCCAUACUUGGCACAACGAGGUGUCCACUGUUUUUGCCUUCUCUGAUUCAAUGAUUCUAACACCCUAUGAGGACCUUCAGAAAGCUUUUUAAAUAAGCCCUGUUUUGAGCGCAACCGAGGUUUUGCCCAGUCCAAUUCCCAAGCCAAGUGACCUACAAACCAGAGCAGCACUAUAUAGUGAGUUUACCUGUGAAUUCCAGGUUUGAGCACUGGACUUGUAUGUAAAUUUACGAAAGCACACGUUAUACCCAGAAAAUAGUAUAAAGAACAUAUUUGAUGUCUCAUUAGAAAGUAAUAUUGGUGGUACUAUCAAAGUGUUUAUGUGAAGGUGACCUGAUAGAUUGUACUGUGUGGAAUACCGGUGCACAAAAACUGAAUAUCUUGUUCUUAGCCCUUGUGCACUUAAACAAUAAUGUAACUUUCCUUCCAUAAAUCAGUUUAGUUAUAUCAUAUUUUUGCACACCUGGUACUGAUGGGUUUAAAGUUCAAAUUUGAUUUCAAGGUUACCAAAACAAACAAACAAACAAACAAACAAACAACAUGUAGGGGACCUUAUUUUGCUUCUGAAUUCAGUUUCCUCAAAGGGUUACAGGUACUUGGUCCAUUUUGGAUUUUUGUUUUCACAAGGUCACACUUAUUUAUUAUGGAAUACAAUAAACAUUGAAAAAUAAGUGCAAUUAUGGUUGAGCGACACCAAGCAAAGGUUUUAUAUCCAGUAUAUUAGUUAGUCGCCUAUCUGCAAACUUUGCAUGCCACCAUCAGACUAUUUAUUAAAGAACAGUGAUAUCAAGAUUGUUUUAAUCUGAUCGUGCUGUUGCUUUCUAAAAUCCACCUUUCUGAGUAUUUUACAGUGACAGCCCAAACACAAAGUAUAUUACAUGUAAAUGAAGAUUUACAGUACAUUUUGAAUGCAACAAGGAAUUGGUAAAAUACUACAGGUUUUUUCUAUGCAGUACACUGUAUUUAAAACCUUUGUUUGUAUGCAAGAAUAACAUUACCUUGCACUGAAAAUACAAGAUACAAAGAUUGCAUGAAAGCUAAAAGUGACAUGGUCUAUUUAUGUGUAAAUACCAUAAUGUAAUUGUGAAGACUGUUUAGCAGAAAGACUGUGACGGUCGUUUUUGAAUUCUAAGUUGUACUUGACUGAGGUUAAACGAUAAUGUAUCUUAUGUUGUUUGUAAAUACAAAGGACCAAAUUUAUUUUCUUAAACUGCCGUUAAGUCUCUGCUUCGCUUUCCCCGACUCCCUUUCUACAGCUUUACUCCUCCCUGUCUUGCAAAGGUGGCGGGCGGCCCAAACACUUUGACAGACAAACCUGCUCUCCUCUCAAACAAAAGCUGAACCACUGACACCCCAGGGGCACAAAAGGAAAUUAAUCAGCAAUUAAUAGAACUAUUAGAGGUUCCAUAAUUCAAUGCUUUUGUUUGAAGCCUCUAAUUAGGGGUUCCCAAUAUGAAGUAUCACAUUGUGGAAGUCUCAGUUUUUCUUUUAGAAAUUCAUAUCAAUCCAGUAAAUACAUUCUUUUUUGAAUGCUGCUUCACAAAGAAAUAUGGCCCUGAAAUCAUUUUUUUGAAUGAUUAAUUUUCUUUCAUUUAGAAAAAAGUAUAAUUCUCUAAAAUAUUGCAUACUUUAGAGAAUGCAACCAAGACAAAUGACUGGAAAAUACCUGAACAUCAAAUGGAUAAUGGCAUUUUACAUACCUAUUUAAUUAAUUAUCCAUACAUUACCUUAAUGUGAACUAAAUGUGGACCAAAAGCAGACUUUUGCCAACACCACUGUGAAACUGAGCUGCCUGAUCCUUUCUGGCCAACAUUUCCUGAACAUAUUUAAGCAGAAAUACUAAUUUCCAGCUUUUCCUUUAAUAUAUAGCUUUUAAAUGAAUGUAAAGGCAGCUCGCUGUAAAGUUUACAUUGAUGUAAAUAUUUAUUUGUGUGUAUGUAUACUGGUGGUGGUGCUGAGUACUGAGUUAUUUAAAUGUAAUUAGUUAUUAUUUUUAAUAUAGUUUCUGCGUUUUUUUCAUUUGUAGUUUAUAAAUCCACACAAAAGGUGCAUUUACACAGGUCUGACUGUAUAUUUAGAGACACAAACAUGCUUAAAUUGGGCAAAAGAAAUUGUACUCAAGUUCUAUUAAAAGUUAUUUAAGUCCGAUUUGUUAUUCAUGAAACCUUUCUAGGGUGAUUAUAAAGAGGGUUUAAAAUGUAUUCUCUCUCUGUAAAAACAUUUGCAGUCUUGUAUAGAAUUGGUUUCAAAAUAUUUCUGAGUGCCCAAACAGAUUCUGGACACCGGAUUUCAACUAAGAGUAAAUAAUAAUGAUAAUAAUAAUAAUAAUAAUAAUAAUAAUAAUAAUGAUAAUAAUAAUAAUAAUAAUAAUAAUAAUAAUAAUAAUAAUAAUAAUAAUAAUCUCUUCAGCACUCUGCAUUAAACAGUGUGCUUUUAGAUCUCCUUUGUAUGUAAUUAACUCACAGCAAGAGACCCAGAAAGUCUAUCCAGAUGCUGAAGGUAUAACUAAAGUGGACAAGGUAAUGCCUUUUCAGCCAUGGGUAUUUUCAACGCUUUUAAUUUAAUUGUAUCACACCACAUCCAAUUCAAUCUAUAGAAAAUGUAAUGUCUCUGAAAUUCUUCUAGUUUAGAAGUGAAGAUGUUAGGUUUAUUUUUUUUCAUGAUGAACAGAUUACAGAAUUUGAGUCCAUAUCCACCACCUUCAAAAUCCCUGGUACAAAAUCAACUAGCAUUUUGCAAAAUUUUGCAAAUCUUUUGCCAUGUACAGUAAAUGCACCUUUUGACAUUUCACACUAUAGAAUGAAAAGAAUGACCCUUUGAGAACUACACAUAACACAAAGAUAUCUUUAUAAAAUAUCUCAUGAAAAAAUAGCAUGGUACUGCUGACAUUCCUGUAGAACAUAUGGAAUAAAGAUUUUCCAUGAGGUUAAAACAUACCUUUUUUCAAAGGUUUCUAAAUGAGAAACACCAGGUGAGCUUGCAUUUGAAAGGAUGUCAAUGGACAAUCAAGCCAAUAUGGAAACUAACAUUGUAACAGAAUUAUAGACCAUAGAGUUGUGAAGCAAAAAGACACUGCCGUCGUCAUCAUCAUCACUACUUCCAAUUCUACUUUCCAAUCUGGAUUAUUGUAUGCGUUGGUUGUCUAGCUAUUUUAUCCUCAGCAUUAUUUAUCGUCAGUUCAUGCAUUGUGUACAGUAGUUAUUUCAUUUUUUAUUUGUACAAAAUCUCAACAACGUCAAAUAUAUAUUUUUGACCAAACACAUAUUAGUAAAAAGGCAAAUAAUAAUAAUAAUUGUCAUUAUUAUGAAAUGUACACCAUUUCAAGAUCAGUAGUGCUGCAAUGGCUGUAGACUGAGAUAAUAUGAACAGUCUGGAAUAUAUGUAAUUUAAGGAAAGGCACAGCUAAGAUUCAGUUUUGGUCACCACUUUUCACAGUAACUAGACUAGCAAGUUAAUUUUCAUUAACUAGAGUACAGCAAUUCCUUUCUGUUAGCAAUCGUCUGGGCAAACGCCAGCAAAAAAUUUCUAUAAAGGUAUCUGUCUCCAGUUUUGAGUUUUCUGUAUAGUAUAUAAUCCAGUUCAACAGGCCAUGCUAUGACCUUUUUGUGUCAAAACAUAUAUACUACAUUCACAACUGCUGGUUAGAAACUAAAGACUUGUUGCCAGCAGUUCUGGUUUUCAAUCCUAGCUGCUUGAACACUAUGUUCCUCCCAUACAAGGAACACCCCAGUAAGGUGUAGUCUCAACUUCUUAAUUAUGAGAAUUGAAUGUCAUUCUUUUUUUAUUUAACAUUUCUAUUCACUUAAAUAUUACAAAGUGUUCUCAGAAAGUGACAGGCUAGGGUGCCAUAGACCAGGAAGCCCAUGCAGUGAUGUCACUGCCGGUGCACAUUAUUGAAGGGAUUUUUGCAACUGGUUUGCCUACUCCUAGUCCUAACAAGAGAGAGUGCAGUCAAAUAUCAAGUCAUUUCAUGCUAUGCAUGUGAGUUUAAAGUAAACAACUAAGAAAUUUUUAUUUGAGUGCUUUGCUGAACCUACAAUUGACCAUAAUACAGUAUAUUACUAAGGUAUUGCAACAAAAAAAUGAGUAAAUCACUGUUGUAUUUUGGGUCAGAAAUAGAACAAAAUAAUUGGUAAAGAAAAGUGGGGGUCAAACUGUCAGAGCCAUAGAAAUGUUAUUGCUUAGUUCUCAAAGGGUUCAUACUUGAAUUUUAUUAGAAAAAUAUUCAAAAUCCAGAGUUUUUGUGAAAGAGGAUUCUUGCUUUUAUGGUAAUCCUAAACUUUUCUUUGUAUAAGCCAGAGUGUCUAAUUCAAAGCUGAAAUCAUGUUUCUAUUGGAUGUACAUCAUAAGGCUGUAUCUGUAUAUAUGUAUAAAGCCUUUUUUAUUUUUAUAUCUCAAAUGCUCUAAAUUAAAAACAAUGGAAGAGUUA